Messenger RNA from Saccharomycodes ludwigii, 1590 nucleotides. It is a transcript of the gene TFB2, whose product is annotated as TFIIH/NER complex subunit TFB2. The transcript has a single exon. Gene Ontology annotation, cellular component: transcription factor TFIIH core complex; transcription factor TFIIH holo complex. The coding region runs from base 1 to 1590 and encodes 529 amino acids. Gene Ontology annotation, molecular function: ATPase activator activity; double-stranded DNA binding. NCBI's taxonomy places the organism in Eukaryota, Fungi, Ascomycota, Saccharomycetes, Saccharomycodales, Saccharomycodaceae. The record is from RefSeq and is a predicted model, not a curated record. Gene Ontology annotation, biological process: nucleotide-excision repair.
AUGUCCACCAACAAUUUAUUUAAAGCAACAGUCUUAGAGUAUUUAGAAGGCUUAUCGCAAAAUGUUCAAUCAAGAUUAUACGAAUCACCGGCAGCAUGUUUGGCAAUAUAUAGAAUUCUACCUCAACUCGCAAAAUUUUUAAUUAUGUCAAUGGUGUUUAAUCACGAAGACGUAUUGCUUCGGGAUCUAAAUAAAUGGGUUAAAGAACAAGGUCAAUUUGAAUUUGAUGAGGCUAUAAAAACAAUGAGUUCCUUGCAUAUAUUAAAAGAAAUUUCUAAAAAUCCUGUUCAAGUCAAUUUGAAUCCAAUUUUUAAAAAUAGUUUUAGAAAUUCAUUAACUGGGGGUGAAGUACAUGAUUCCUUCGGGAUUCCUGUGGAUGAUGAUGGUACUAUAACAACUGAAAGUUUGGAUAAAUAUGCAGCUGACAAAUGGGAAACAAUUUUGCAUUUUAUGGUUGGUACUCCUGGAAUGAAAUCUCCUAGCGAAACAGUUUUGAGCUUAUUAUUGCAUAGUGGAUUAAUGUUGGAAGAAGAAAGUGAUUAUGAACUAAAAAUCACUAAUGAAGGUUUCCAAUUUUUAUUACAAGAAAUCAAUGUUCAAAUUUGGUCUUUAUUACUACAGUACUUGAAAAUGGCCGAGAGUAUUCAGAUGGACCCGGUAGAAGUUUUAAAUUUUAUUUUCAUGUUGGGCUCUUUGGAAUUGGGACAAAGUUAUAGCGUUAAAGGUUUAACAGAAACACAGAAAAAAUUAUUAAAAGAUAUGACUGACUAUGGACUAAUUUAUCAAACCACAUUUAAUUCGCUAAAGUUUUACCCAACAAGAUUAGCUAUAAUUUUAACUAGUGAUAGUAUGACGAUUAGAUCUGCCUCAAUGGCAAUGAAUAGCGUUCUAAAAAAAGCUGCAAAUUACAUCAAUUAUAACGAUACUGCGUAUAAUAAAAAUAAUACUGCAAAUACUGAUGCGGAUGCCACCAAUAACCUAGACAAGGAAGAUGCCGAUGCAGAAAAUAAUAAUGGUGAGGAAGUGGAUGGCAAUGGCUCUAUUGUUGAGGGCGCAUUGAUUAUAGAAACUAAUUUCAAAUUGUACUCGUAUUCUAAUUCACCUUUACAAAUUGCUAUUUUAGGGUUAUUUGUGCACUUGAAAACAAGAUUUGCUAAUAUGGUUGCAGGACAGGUUACUAGAGAGUCUAUUAGAAGAGCCUUGAGAAAUGGUAUUACCGCCGAACAAAUUAUUGCUUAUUUGGAAACACAUGCACAUCCCCAAAUGGUUCGUUUAGCAGAAAACAAUUUGGAAAAAAAACUUGCGCUAGAUGCAAAUUGUAACGAAACGUUAGAAAUUUUACCUCCAACGGUAGUAGAUCAAAUAAAAUUAUGGCAAUUGGAAUUGGAUAGAAUAACUAAUUAUGACGGUUAUUUAUAUUCCACUUUUGAUACUACUGAAGAAUAUCAACAGCUGGUCACUUAUGCGAACGAUAUAGGAGUUUUAAUCUGGAAAAGUGAUAGGAAGAAAGUCUUUUUUAUAGAGAAUGAGGGCAAUUCUCAAGUUGUUGAAUAUGCCAAAAGACUAUUGAGUAGAAAAGAUUCUAUAUAA